AGCCGAGAACGGGGGGCUCCUGGGGCUCCUGGGGCUCCUGGGUCCUCCUGGGCUGGGAGCGCCAGGCCACGGGCGGGCUCCGGCUCAGGGCUCCCCUGUGCGUGGCGUGGGGCCCCCGCCCAGCCGGUGAGCCUCCCUGGACGCCGCCAUGGCCCUGAGUAACGUGCCCUUCCGCUCAGAGGUCCUGGCCUGGGACCCCGACAGCCUCGCAGACUACUUCAGGAAGCUCAACUACAAGGACUGCGAGAUGGCAGUGAGGAAGUACCAAAUCGACGGCGUGCGGUUUCUGAACCUAACAGAAAAUGACAUCCAGAAGUUCCCCAAGCUCAAGAUGCCGAUCCUCAUUAGGUUGAGUCAAGAUAUCAACAGGAAUGAGGAGAGGAGGAGCAUUUUCACCCGCAGACCCCACAUCCAGAGGUUUCCUGAAGAGAGAGAAAGCCGGGAGGAGGAGGAGGAUGGCGGCUGGUCGUCUUUCGAGGACGACUACGAGAGCCCCGACGACCCCGACGACCCCGGGGAGGACCAGGGCGACUACGAGUCCCCGACGGAGGAGGAGGGGGCCGCGCCCGUGGACGAGGCGGACUACGAGCCCCCGCCCUCCAAUGACGAGGAGGCCCUGCAGGGCGCCAUCCUGCCCGCCCAGCCCCUGGCCGGCUCGGGCUCCGUGUACAUCGACCGGCCCCCCGCCGGGAAGGCCCCCCAGCAGCCCCCCACGCUCCCCCAGAGAACGCUGGCCGGCCCCCCUCCGCCUCCCGCCAGCCGGGGUCACCUGCCACUGCCCGUGCUGCAGGCCAACCAUGAAGAACCUAGCAGGGGCCGAAGCCACAAAACCCCCAAACUGCCAGCUCCUUCGGUCGACAGGAGCACCAAGCCGCCCCUGGACCGCUCUCUAGCCCUGCCCGACAGGGAGGCCUUCCUGCCAGGGAAGAAGCCAGUGUUUGCUGACAAGCCCAAGGCCCUGGCAGGAAGGGCUCCAGGGGAGCAUCUGCCCAAGACGCAGAAGGCGUCAUUACUAUGCCCCGCGGACAGGCCCGAGCGAGGCGGCCUCCCAGCAGGGAAGAAGCCGCCGGUGUCCAAGCAUGGAUGGGUACAAGACAGAAGAGAGAAUGAUGAGGAGGAUGUGCAUAGAAGGCCUCUGCCUCCGCCAGCACCACCGUCAGUGAGUUCCAGCACUUUCCCCUGGAGGUCCGCCAAGCCCAGCCCCAAGCGUUCCCUCCCUGCGUCCCACAGCCCAGGAGCUUUUGCAGAAAGCAGCAGCUUCCCGCACAGCACCUCCCUGCCGCCAUACUUCUCCCAAGGCCUUAGCAGCAGACCCCCUCCCAGAGGUGAAGGGAAAAACUUCUCCUUGCCGGUCCCCAGCAAGCCGCAGCCGCUGUCCCCCGGAGCAGAGGUGAGGAGCCACACGAAUUCCUUAGAAGAAGAGUGGUAUGUCUCUUACAUCACCCGGCCAGAGGCAGAGGCUGCGCUUAGAAAGAUAAACCAGGACGGCACUUUUCUGGUUAGAGACAGCUCUAGAAAAACAAUCACGAACCCAUACGUGCUCAUGGUGCUUUACAAAGACAAAGUCUACAACAUCCAGAUCCGUUACCAGGAGGACAGUCAAGUGUAUUUGUUGGGAACUGGCCUCCGAGGCAAAGAGGACUUCCUCUCUGUGUCACAUAUCAUCGACUACUUCCGGAAAAUGCCGCUCCUGCUCAUCGAUGGGAAGAACCGAGGCUCCAGAUACCAGUGCACACUGACGCACGCUGCAGGAUGCCCCUAGCCAGUCAGCCCAGCAAACAAGCUAGCCUCUUGGCUUGGUGAUUGGACAAACACAUGGACUGAAAUGAUCUUUGACAUGUGAAUACGAGAGGAUUUUUUUUCCAUUUUCAUAAAAUAUGUUUGGAAACUGUCAAAUAUAAUUUAUUUUUAACAGUGUACAGUACAAGGCAUGAUCACACUGCUAGCUGAUAGAGCACAGUCCAUAGUACUUCCUUCUAGUAUUACAAAAAGACUGUGUGUAGUACUUCAUUUUUU
Perognathus longimembris pacificus (Pacific pocket mouse) is the source of this 2016-nucleotide messenger RNA. RefSeq names its product lymphocyte cytosolic protein 2 (gene Lcp2). The record is from RefSeq and is a predicted model, not a curated record. Gene Ontology annotation, biological process: intracellular signal transduction; cell surface receptor protein tyrosine kinase signaling pathway. Gene Ontology annotation, molecular function: protein binding. Bases 149 to 1762 code for a protein of 537 amino acids. The transcript has 21 exons. NCBI's taxonomy places the organism in Eukaryota, Metazoa, Chordata, Mammalia, Rodentia, Heteromyidae.